ACCAUACCACGGGAGCGAGGCUAGGGCCCAGGCUGCCGGCUGAGAACCGUAAGAGCCCCUGCUUUGAACUCAGGCUCCCUCCUGUGUUCCUCAGCGCCACUUCGCCAGGAGGGAUGCAGUGGGCCGUGGGCCGGCGGUGGGCGUGGAUCGCACUACUUCUAGCUGCGGUGGCAGUGCUAACCCAAAUCGUGUGGCUCUGGCUGGGUGCGCAGAGCUUCGUCUUCCAGCGCGAAGAGAUCGCGCAGCUGGCGCGGCAGUACGCCGGUCUGGACCACGAGCUGGCCUUCUCUAAGCUGAUCGUGGAGCUGCGGCGGCUGCACCCAGGCCACGUGCUGCCCGAUGAGGAGCUGCAGUGGGUGUUCGUGAACGCGGGCGGCUGGAUGGGCGCCAUGUGCCUUCUGCACGCCUCGCUGUCCGAGUACGUGCUGCUCUUCGGCACCGCCCUGGGCUCCCGCGGCCACUCGGGCCGCUAUUGGGCUGAGAUUUCUGACACCAUUAUCUCUGGCACUUUCCACCAGUGGAGAGAGGGCACCACCAAAAGUGAGGUCUUCUACCCAGGGGAGACAGUGGUGCAUGGGCCUGGUGAAGCAACAGCUGUGGAAUGGGGACCAAACACAUGGAUGGUGGAGUAUGGCCGGGGUGUCAUCCCAUCUACCCUGGGAUUUGCACUGGCUGACACUGUCUUCAGUACCCAAGACUUCCUCACCCUAUUCUAUACCCUUCGCGCCUAUGCCCGGGCCCUCCGGCUUGAACUCACUACCUACCUCUUCGGUGAGGACCCUUGAGCAGCCAGCCCUUGAAGGAAGACCUGUGGAUGGACAGGAGUGGGCAGGCCCACACAUCCACUGACUGGAGCCCAUAUGCACAGGCAGGGACCUCACACCAUGCCAAUACUGAGUUCCUGCUGUGCUCGGAGGGACAUAUACUUAUACAUCCAGAUCAUGGGAACAAUUUGGGACAUACCUGUAUGCCAAGACCUGUGUGUACUGCAAGAUCAUUCACUCACAACCACCCAGAGAGGGAGCCCCUUAUAUCAAGGGGACCAGUCAUAUUUCAGCGCACAUGUCACAAGCUUGACUCACUAACUCAGGCCUUUCCAGAGCUUCCUACCUGUAGUCAGGGCUCUGGAGUUAAGAAUGAAGGUGAGUUUAACACUCUGCCUCAGUCUAACUCCUCAACCUAGCAGUAGUGGGGGCUGGGGGAGCUGCCCUUUGGAGGCCCCCUUCUCCUACAGCUAUGAUGCUCUUUCCCUUUAUCUCCCCUGUCCACACCAUAUGCCUUAUCCCCAUUCCACACCCCUGCUAUGCAAGUGCCCCUGUGGCUUGUUCCCUACCCCCUGAGCAACUAAAUCAGCUGGGGAACCAGAGGAAUGUAGAGAAUUCUAAAGUGAAGCUUGUCCACCCUGACAACACCCCCUCAUUCCUUCCUUGGAGGUGUGGUGGGAAAGCUGGCCUCCUCCCUGGCAUCAAGGGUCCACCCCUGGCCUAGAGAGGGCUUUUUCUGUAUGUGUGUACACACCUCAUCACAGUUUGCAGACACUGCCCCUUUUGCAUUCCCUGCCCAUCUGUCUCACUUAAUAAAGACUUGCCAAACA
Molecule: messenger RNA, 1594 nt
Organism: Octodon degus (degu)
Lineage: Eukaryota; Metazoa; Chordata; Mammalia; Rodentia; Octodontidae
Gene: Sigmar1
Product: sigma non-opioid intracellular receptor 1
Exons: 4
Coding region: 114-785 (223 amino acids)
Cellular component (GO): endoplasmic reticulum
Source: RefSeq, a predicted model, not a curated record